Messenger RNA from Peronospora farinosa, 3765 nucleotides. The record is from the annotation of a GenBank genome assembly. NCBI's taxonomy places the organism in Eukaryota, Oomycota, Peronosporomycetes, Peronosporales, Peronosporaceae.
AUGUCGCAAUAUGAAGCGGGGUUACAGCAUGAUCAGAGCUCCAACGCAGGGUUAGAUAUGCAAAUCUUUUGUGACUUUGUAGCUUCUCAUUGUAAUCGACCAUUGAAACCCGUGGACGGAACUGUGCUACCUGAUUGGGCAAAACCCAUGACCAGAAUUCGAUACAUGGAUGCUGAGAGUAUUACCGAUAGUGAAGAUGCUGGUUUCUUACCGAGUGAUGAGGAAGAAGCACAUUUAAAUGACGACGAUAAAUUACCAACGCCAGAAAUUGCCAGUUCUUUACGAAAUGAAAUAUUACAAGCUGAAGGUAAUUUAAAUGCUCUAUGGCAUUGUGUACGUGCGUAUAUGCAAGCUACAACAACGUGGUGGGGAGCUACAGCAGCUGUAUUGGACGAAUAUAAACGAGUGGCAGAGAUGUCAUUAUUUCCAGAGGCCAAAGAGGACAAGAAAUGUCAAAAUGAUGACAGUAACACACAUGCUACAAGAUUAGUCCAAGCGCUGACUCAAAUGCUGCAAACUUUUCAGCCAGAGUUUGAAAAAAAAUGUAAUGAGGCAGUACUUGGACCAUUGGGAGUAUUAAGUCAUGAUAUCUUACCGGAAAUUAAACAUACAUACUGGACACGACAUACGAGUCUGGAUCAUGAAAAUGAGGCCGUAAAAAAUGCAAAUGUUCGUCGAUUGGAACAAGAACGUGAGACCUUGCACGUGAAAUUACGAACUGAUGUGCAAAAUAGUAUGACAGCAUUUGUGGCUCUGCAGAAUGAAAUGCUGGCUACUAUGCACGAUCAACUUCAUGGAUUUGAGCGAGUGCAGCGUAUGCCUCGACAACGCAGUCAGUCGCAGCCAGUGCUAACUCGAAGAAGCCAUCAAGAAAGCAGAAGUCCUCGUUCGAUUGGGUUGUCUCAUGCACAGAUGACAUCAAUGCAGGAAAAUGACACUGAAGACGCUACGGCAGUGAGUGUACUUCAAGAUGAAAGCCUGGAGCUGCAGGUAUCUGCAUUGUCAGCUGGCGUUGGGGAUACCGAAGUCGCAAACAAUAAAGCUUACGAUGCUGAUGAAAGUAUGGACUUUAACAAAGCUCGAGAAAGCAUAGGAGGGGAAGAUGGCAAUGAAACUGGUGAUAACGAACAACAAACAGCUAAAGAUGAAAUUGAAGUAGGGAAGAUGGCCGAGCUUGAAGGUGAAGAUGCAGUGAAUCAGCCUAUGGAGGAGCCGAGUUCCCACAUGUGGGUGUGGGGGCGGCCCCCAAGUACAGAAGGAGGGACCGCGGUUGUGCUUCGUCCGAAAAGAGUAUCUCUGGUUAAUGGACAAUUGAUUAUUCAAGUGGCUUGUGGUGGCGAGCAUCUGCUUUAUCUAACGUCAACGGGAGAUGUCUACAGCUACGGUGAUAACGAAGACAAAAAAACUGCAGUCACGAUUGCAGCCAGCUGCAACUCGAACGACACCGAAUCAUCUCGAAGUAUCAUGAAUAAUUCAUCGUUUCUGUCACCCCAUCUUGUCGAAGAGCUUACACUGGAAAAAGCGCUUCAUCGCACGACAAUAGCAUUGAUUACAUGCGGCGCGCAGCAUUCGUUAGCCAUUACGGACGCUGGAGAGCUGUAUACAUGGGGUAGCGGUGAAGACGGGCGCCUUGGACAUGGCGACAUGCGAGACCGCGCUGUGCCACGCAAAGUCAUGAGCUUGCUGCGGGAAAGCGUAGUGAACGCGAGUUGUGGUGGUGCGCAUACUGCUGUUCUGACUGCGAAGGGCACUGUGUAUAUGUUUGGCCGCGGGCGGAAUGGUCGUUUGGGGUUGGGUGAUAAUAAAUGGCGGGAUACACCCCAUCCGAUCGUGAGGUUUCCAAAGGGAACUUGUAUUUCGCACGUGGUAUGCGGUUGGAACUUUACAGCGGCAUUAGAUCGUCAAGGUAACAUUUUUACGUGGGGCAAGACGGGUGAGGGGCAAUGUGGACUGGGGUAUGUCGACAAAGACCAAGUGGUACCGCGUUGCGUUGAGAAGCUGCGUGAGGUAGCAGGAGGUUCAUCAGUUGUCGAUGUUGCGUGCGGAUAUACCCACACUGUUGUGCUGGUAGCUACUGGUGAGUUAUAUUCGUGGGGAUUAGGAGAAUAUGGGCAACUUGGCACUGGAGAUGUCUAUCAGCCGUUACCUGCACGCGUGCAGCUGCCUCAGGACGCGUUGUGUUCCCCCGAUCAGUUGGCGCGAGUGUAUUGCGGUGCGUUUCACUCCAUUGCAACGACAGAAAAGCGCGUGAUGUUCGCUUGGGGGCUAAACUCUUAUGGUGCAUGCGGUCUUGGGCACACAGCAAACAAGGAUAAACCCGAACGCAUUGAUUGCUUUUCAUCUGAAACCGAACUCAUCGUGGCUUGCGGCCACAAGUACACUAUUGCACUUGAGGUGCACCCGGAUCUUUACGAGCACACAUCUUCGGCAUCUCGUGCAACAGCACAAGCAAGAGCAGUACUGAAUGGGCUUAACAUGCAAGGGAGGCAGCUUUCGGAUGGCAGUGAAGCGAGUGAAGAUGAUUUCUAUCUUGGCCGAGUCUUACCGGGUCCGCCAAACUCAUCGCCCGUCGUAACAAGCAGGCAACGACGAGGCUCUCCUCCAACUUUGGCAAUUGAUCUUGAUGGUGUCCCGCGUGAGGCUAUUCAUGAGAAGGAGGAGGAGCUGCGGCGAGCCAAAAAACUUUGGCGAACACGGAUUUUGCGCAAUUGGGAAGAAAAUAAGGAUACGCCUCUAGCACACUCGCUGUGGCGUCAAGGGAUCCCACCAUCGAUUCGAGCUCGCGUGUGGCCCAUGGCUAUCGGCAACAAGCUGAAGGUGACUCCGGAGAUGUUUAAGAUUUAUCGUCGACGAGCAGCCGCAUACAAGAAAGACCGAGUUGCGAAGGAGGAGAACGGCACUGUGGACGGCGGCCGCGAACAUACCCUUGCUCUGAUUGACACGGAUCUACCUCGUACGUUUCCGUCGCUGAAGUUGUUUGACUCAAGCGGUCCAUACUACGCUUUUUUGCUGGAGGUGCUCGAGACAUAUGCGUGCUACCGACCUGAUCUGGGAUACAUUCAAGGCAUGUCGUACUUGGCCGCCAUGUUGUGUCUGCACAUGCCUCAAGACCGCUACCUGACUUUCCAGUGUUUGGCUAACCUCAUGGUGAACGAACACCUCUUCACCUUUUACUUGCUGGACGCCGAUCUCGCGAACGUGUACUACACACUAUUCGAUACGUUUCUGAACUCGCGGCACCCCCGACUGCAUGAUCAUUUACGGGAGAUCGGCGUUCUUUCCUGCUCUAUGUAUUUAAUGAACUGGCUACAGACACUAUUCCUGCAGGUGCUGCCGCUCGAGUUGGCGGCUCGCGUGUUUGACAACUUUUUGCUGGACGGCACAGUGUUUCUUUUCCGGACUGCUAUGGCGAUUCACGAACUGUUAGGGCCGCAGCUGAUGGCCUCAGAAAUGGAUGUAGCACUCCCUCUGCUGCAACGCAACGUCGUUUAUCAAGAUGAGUGGAAUAUGCGUGUGUCGGAGCAAGCUCUUUUUGACACCGUGGCGACCAUUACCGUUCCCAGUCACAUUGACUCGGCACUUGACCGCGUUGUGAACAACGUCUUUUUCUAUGAGAAGCGCGGUGACCCGGAAUCUGUUGGAGGGAUGAGGAUGAUGGCAUUUGCUAGUGGUGGCCAGAGUGUCGGAAUUGGACAUGUGAAGCACGAGCGGCGUCGCAUGUACACAAUCAGCGAUGCACUGAAUGGCGUUCUGGGCGGGUUUUGA